Molecule: messenger RNA, 2661 nt
Organism: Panonychus citri (citrus red mite)
Lineage: Eukaryota; Metazoa; Arthropoda; Arachnida; Trombidiformes; Tetranychidae
Product: regulator of nonsense transcripts 2-like
Exons: 2
Coding region: 293-1795 (500 amino acids)
Biological process (GO): nuclear-transcribed mRNA catabolic process, nonsense-mediated decay
Cellular component (GO): exon-exon junction complex; cytoplasm
Molecular function (GO): RNA binding; protein binding; heme binding
Source: RefSeq, a predicted model, not a curated record
UUUAAUUGCUCCAAAUUGUCAAACUACUUGAAUUUAAUUUUCGCUAACAUUUAAAAAUCUUUUCAAACUGUUAACCAUUAAGCCUUUAACUAACAUACUUUUGUUUGAUUUUGUUUACCUGAUAAACAUUCAAUUGAUUUCAUUUUUUGUCGCAACUAAUUUUAAAAUUUGUUUUUCUUGUUGAUUGUUAAAUUGUUACAAAUUGUUACCUUUAAUCUUUUAACAACACAAAGUGAAAGUUAACCAAUUUAACUGAUUAAAUUUGUCUGUUUUUAUUUGAAUCAACACGAGAAUGAUGGUCACUUACCUUGAGGAUUCUGGUCAAUCGGGUGGUAAACUUGAUACUUUAUCGGAAAGAGAGUUGGUUGGUGAAUAUAUCAGCGAGUGUGAAGAAUUACUUCAAAUUAAAUCUGAUCUUCGAGCAGCAAAUGCUAAUCCAGAUUACGAGGGAUCACUGUUGUUACUUCAAGGAUUAGAUUGUGGUGUAAAGAAAAACUGUUCAUUUGUUAAAAAGCUACGAAAUAUGACCGAAGGUCAAAAGGAAAGUCUAAUUAAGGACAUGUUAUCAUUAAACUUAUCCAAAUACAUUUCUGAAGUUGCUGGAGCUCUGGUUGAAGCCAAAUUGAAAAUGUCCGACAUCCCGAUGGCCAUUAAAAUAUGUUCACUUCUCCACCAACGAUAUCCCGAUUUCUCCUCUCAACUUCUCGACUCUUGGAACAAAAGUUUACCCAAGAAACCAAGUGACUUGGCCAAUCUAAAUCUCUCCAAGAUGAGAAUCGACAUUCGCUUCUUUGCCGAACUAAUCACUUCGGGUAUAUUCACCCUUAAAGAAGGUCUUCCCAUCCUUGGUAAUCUAUUGACCCUUUUGGUCACUAGUGACAAAGACAAUCACAACAAUAUCAACAUCAUAUUAACAUUUUGCCGUCACUGCGGUGAUGAUUAUGCUGGACUAACACCCAGAAAGAUGAGGCUAUUGUCCGAUAAAUAUGAUUUACCUUUGAUCAAAAGUGACUUUUUACCGUGUGACCGUCAAAGGGGACUGAGGAAUCUUCUUAAAGAUUAUUACAAAACUUUGGCUGUUCACAUUGUUCGUGAUCAUAAAUCGCUUCAAUCGCUGGAGAGACAAAAUCGACGGACCUUGAUAUCUAAAGGUGAAUUAAGUGAUAAACGUAAAGAGAAAUUUGAACAAGCUCAAAUUGCUUUUCAAAAACUAUUAUCAGCCAGUCAACAAUUAGCUGAUAUUUUGGAUGAAGAUUUACCCGAAUUACCUCAAUACAGUGAUGAGGAAUUGGAUAAUGAUGAGGAUGCUCAAUAUGAAAGAUCAACGAUUGAUGAAGAGAUUGAAGAAACUGAAUCAAUAGUUGAUUGUGAGAUCUCAUCUGAUUACGAGAACUGUGACUCUCUAUGGAGUAAAGUUGAUUCUAUUUUCACAAGAUCUGUAAAAAAAAUAUUCUCUCCAACGUUUUUCCAAGAAAUCACAAGUAUCGUCCCCUGGACUGAAAUCGAAACCAAAUCUCAUCCACCGAAAUUCACCUUGGCCGAAGUAUCUGAACAUUGUACCCACCACGAUUGUUGGAUCAUAUUAUUUGACAAAGUUUACGAUGUCACCGACUUCAUGUAUGAGCAUCCUGGAGGCGAUUAUAUUAUCGCUGAGAAUGCUGGACGUGACGCUACGAUCGCCUUUCUCAGUUCUCGACAUGGUAAAGAUGCUUUCGAUCUCAUGGAAAAAUAUUUCAUCGGAAAUCUUGUUGAAUCUGAUUGUAUUUACGGUCUUGAUUACUGUCCGCCAUUAUAGCAAUCAAUUAAAUUGAUUGAUUGUAAUAAAAUAUUCAACCGGAAACACUUUGGAUCAAUAAUUUCAGAGUUUCAUUUCUCAUCGUCAAUAGUUUUCAACUUAUCACAAUUAAGUGAAAGUUUGUUGAACUAUCUAUUAUUAUUAUCAUCAACAACAACAACAUUAUUAACCCAAAGUUUAUUAUUUAAUGAUUACACCAAUCAAUCAAUAUCUCUGAGUAUUAAUCGAGAAGGCUACCUGAUUAAGCAACAAUCUUGAUUACAAUCAAGGUUAUCUUUUGAUUUUUUUUUUACUUGAUUCAUCUUCAGCUUAUUUAAGAUUUUGUCAUUUCUCCUGCCUUGAUCAAAGUUAAUCACAAUUAAUUACUUUUAAUUAACGACUUAACUGUAACUGAACUCAUUAUAAUUUACCAUUAACAGCUAAUCAAAAUAAAAAACAAAUUGUCGAUACCGAUUUUGAUUUAAUUGAUCAGAGCGAUGAUCUUUGUUAAUCAAAAUUAAACUGUGAACCAAAUAUCAUAAUUAAAAUUGAUUCGUUUUUAAAUUCAUUCAAUUUUUUACACAAUUUAUUUUACUAUUGAUUGUCUGAUCCGAUGGUAAAUCAGGAUUGAUUAAUAAUCAAUUAUCUCAAUGAAAAAAUUGUUUGAUUCAUUUGUAACUAAUACUUGACAUUAGAUUAUCAGUAAAUCAUCAUUAAUCAACUUAAUUGUAAAGUAGAGUGCAAACAAAUUUAAAUUGUAAAACGAUAAAUAUUUUAAAGUUUUAAAUCAAACAAUCUGAUCAAGAUAUUUACAAUUAAUGUUACAAUUAGCAUAAGAUGAUACGAGAAAAAAAGCAAUAAAAUUAAGAUAUUAAUCAUUCAGAUAA